UACCAUUUUAGAGAAAUGUAGAUUAAUGUCAAUACAUUUAAGGCAGAAUCCUUCGGUGCUGAGGAGGACUAUAAGAAUGGACCCCCCCCCCGAUCGUGUUGUUGUUCUGGCCAGAGGCCAGAAGUUGUAAAUGCCAUGUUUGUUGAUUUGACUUUGUUUUUCUGCAGCAGUUUUUAUGAGGGUCAAACUGAGAGAACAAUGUCUCACAGGACCGAUCGUCCACCAUGAGAACUGUGGACCAGAAAUUCUGUCAGCAGCAGAAUAAUAUCCACUAUCACUACUAUUACUAUACCACUAUUAUUAUUAUUAUUGUUAUUAUGAUUCAUAUUUGCACAGUUUGUGGUGACGUUCCAGAUCAGACCCUCAGAUUGAUUCAGGCAGCCAGGAUGUUGUCUCAGCCCUGAGGCAUGGACUGCUGCUGUGGAACAGUUCUACAGCAGAUGGUUCUACAGUUCUACAGAUGAUGGUGGUGAUGACCAGUGGAGAACAUGUACUGUAUGUCUGACAGGUCCAGACUCAGUGUUGGUGUCCUUGUGUCUGCUGAGCACCUUUUAAAGGUCCUGUGAGUUCACAGCAUCAUUCACACUUCACCUCACUGUACCGGACCCCUAGUGGUCAAUGUCCAGUCGUGCACGCCGUGAAAUACGUAUAUCCCGUACGUGAACUGCAGUUUCUGUCCAGUGUCCUGUUUUGGAACGGCCUGCUGUGUAAAUCAGCGGUGGUUUCCUCAGCGUGACGUCUGUCUUCCUGUAUCCUGUCACUCCCAGUGUAAACCAGUUUCACUCCUGGACUCUACGCUCUGUCUUCCAUCUCCUCGUCACCUUGACAUUGUUCACGGCUCUGUUUACUCAAACACAGUCUCAGUAAAACGACUUCCUCCGUGUACAGUUUCAUCUUUGAGUUACUGUGUUGACCUUUGACCCCAUCAGCACGUUUAUAGAGUAUUUACAAGUAUUUUCUUUUUUUUUUUUUUGGUAAAUUGUGAUCACACUUGGACUCAAUGAGAGACAAAAUAGAAAAAGAAGUAAAAGAAGAAGACGGACGAGCGGUGAGAACCAGGUGUCGUUUAUUGAAAUACUCUUCAAAUACAGGACCUGAAUGAAGGCACUUCACUACAGUCAGAACUCUGUAUGUGUUAACAUGGAAGAACACUGUCAGUGUUACAUUAUAAUAUUUGUUUAAAGAAUUUCCAUAGGAUUUGCAUCAGGUGCUGAUGUGAACUCUGCUUUGUCUCCUAUUUUGGUUCUGGUAUUUUUCGGUUUUGGAUAUCGUGUACAAAUCUCAGUCUGAUACGAGCUGGGGAUUAUUCUGACUCUGGAACAGGAGGAAAUGUAUUUGUGUUUUAGGAGGUUUCUAAUGUGGGGCGGAUUCAAACCCUCCACAGACCCUGACCCUCAGAGCUGGACGUGAUGCCUGUGUUUCAAGUGCAGACUCUUCAGACUCAUCGUCACCUCCUUCACUCGUCUCCUAACUCUUUUUUUUUUCCCAUGCUGCCCUGCAGCGGUGGCUGAGGACAGUGUGUUCAAACUCUCCGGAGCUCUCAGCACCCUAACCCAGGCUGACUCUCUGAUUGGCUCAGCACUGAGUGUGAUGUCACUGCUGCACAUUAUAAGGGCUCUGACAAAUAGUCUUGGAGACACAUUAGAGGAAACGCAGCUUGUUGGAGGCACAGAGUGAGUGAGGCGCCCAGGGAGGCACGGAUCAGGAGAGAGUGAGAUUAGAAGAGCAGAGAAACUGAAGAAAGUCACAUGGAAUACUUUACAGAAAGUACCUGAACAGCACUUUUCUGGGUUUUUUUAUGGAAGGCAGAACAAAUAUUUGUGGAGGUUCGUACUUUUUUUUCUUUGUUGGUUUUCUCUUAAAAGCAUGCAUUUCCUGAAAGUCAUGCAAAAAAUGCAUUUUUUUUAAUGAGAGCUUUGCAUGCACUGGCUGAGAGACGGUUGUGGUUCAGGGCUUUUCAUAUUAUGUUCACUGGCGUUUGUGUGCGUAUUUAAUCCACUCCUGUUCUCAUCAGAUGGGAAGCACAGCCCCCCCAGUGUUCCUCAGUGUGAGUGCUGAGAUGGUCAACUCCUCCUCGGUCCAGCCUGAGCAUGAGGAAGGUUACAGCCAACCUAAAAUGAUCCUGCUGGGCAUCGUGGUGUCUUUACUCGUCCUCUGCAUCGUCUUUGGUAACAUCCUGGUCAUCGUGGCCAUCGCCCGCUUCCAGCGGCUCCAAAAUGUCACCAACUGCUUCAUCACGUCCCUGGCCUGCGCUGACCUGGUCAUGGGUCUGGUUGUUGUUCCCUUUGGUGCUUGUUAUAUCAUCUUUAGGACCUGGCAUUUCGGUAGUUUCUGGUGUGAGUUUUGGACCGCCACAGACGUGCUCUGUGUGACCGCCAGCAUCGAGACCCUGUGUGUCAUCGCGAUAGAUCGAUACUUAGCCAUUACUUCUCCGUUCCGCUACCAGUCCAUGCUGACCAAGUGCAAGGCUCGCAUUGUGGUGGUGCUGUUGUGGGUGAUCGCGGCCCUGAUUUCCUUCCUGCCCAUCCACAUGAAGUGGUGGAUAUCGGACGAAAUCGAGGCCAAGGAGUGCAUUCAGGACAGUAAAUGCUGUGAGUUCUACACCAACAUGGCGUACGCCAUUACCUCCUCCAUAAUUUCCUUCUACAUCCCGUUGGUCAUCAUGGUUUUCGUCUACAGCCGUGUGUACCAGGCAGCCAAGCAGCAGCUGAAGAAGAUCGAUCAGAGCGUUGGACGUUUUCACAACAGCAACAACAGCUGCCUCAUGGCCCUGGAGGCCACCAACGGGCGAGCCCAGAAGAAGAUGAAGUUUUGCCUCCGUGAACAUAAAGCCCUGAAGACACUGGGCAUCAUCAUGGGCAUCUUCACUCUGUGCUGGCUGCCCUUCUUUCUGCUCAACGUAGUGGUGGCCAUAUGGAAGGUGAAAAACAUCGAACUGACGUUCAGGAUUCUCAACUGGAUAGGGUACGCUAACUCGGCCUUCAACCCACUCAUUUACUGCCGAAGUCCCGAGUUCAGGUAUGCCUUUAAGGAGAUCCUGUGUUUGAAGAGGAACCCUGGGCCGGAGAACGGAUACGUCUUCAGCAGACACCGGUGGCACAGCGAGCAGCAGGGGAGGAGCAAGGCCAACUCAGAGGACAGCGAGGCCAAUGAGAGCGCUCCAGAGAGAGCUGCAGCUGUCUGCACCGUGGAAGAGGCCGCCACGGACCCCAACGGAAACUGCAGCAAAGUUCCAUCCCCUGUCAAUACUGCCUUCUAAUGUUCACUCAGUCAGAAGGAGCUGACGUGUUCACACUGCUGAGUUUGACUGGUGACCUGUGAAGGUAAGGUCAGGAGACCCCAGAUCAGACUGACUUCAGUUGAAGCUACUACUGUAAACCACUUUUUUUUUUAUUUUGAACAUGUACCUCAUCACAGCUCAUGUGACUUUGUUUCUGAGCCGAUGGUUCACUCUGUUUUUAGGAAACUCCACAGAACUGACACCAGGUCAGAUUCACUUCUGUUUAUUUGCUCUGCCUGUCGUCGCUGAUCUGAUGUGAAUGUCUCAGACCUAAAAGUUUCUGACUUGUUAAGAACCAGAUGGCAUUUUUAAAAUCAGAAGUUGACAUUUUCACAAGUCUGUACCAAACCUCUGCCUCUGUCAGUGUCGGUCGAAGGUAGACCAAAAACCAACAGACGAUGAGAGGAGAUUAAACGUCCUUUAGUUUUUACUUUAUAGAAAAUACAUUCCAGUUCUAAUCACCAACUACUAAACAUCGCCUCAUUUACUUUCCAGGUGUUUUUGUCCAACAAAAAAGAAAAAAAAAAGCCCUCCCUCCCCAUAUGUGCUCAUUCUUCAGUAAUGCGGGGGGGGGGGGGGGGGGGUGGCUCCCCAGGCUGUAGUGUUUUUCUACAGCUGAUUGUCAGCAGACAGUUAGUAAAGAUGUGACUGAUGUUCUCAGAGGUAGUACUGAAGUAUUCUCUGUCUAUGAAUAUUCACUACUAGUUGGUACAUUAAUUUACCUUCAUGUCGUGAAACCAGUUUUUUUUUUUUAAUUUGUGCAGAUGUCAGUAGACACAGUCCCCAGGCUGCUGAGGCUGAACGUGCAGAGUUGAGGCACCAGGGUAAAAAAACACAGUCCAGUCUGAGACACAGCCACGGUGGUCACUCCACACCAGUCAACACAGAAGAGAAAAAAAAGUGAACAGAUGUCUGGACAUUUACCAAAUCAACAGAAUAUUUGACAAAGACACCGAGGGGCCACGGAGCGGAGGGCCCCCCGGUCCAGUUGUUUUAGUCUGUCUCCUUGUUGUUCAGACUGCAGGAAACACAGCGGCCCAGCUGAGCCCAGCCCAGUAAACACAAACACAGCCUGUGUUAUCUGUGCUGUGCAGUCGGGCCGUCACAUGAGUUCUGUCCUGGACUGGCUGUGAGUCUAUGGUCAACUGGUCAGGGAUUAAAGUCCACUCGUUCUGUUUCUCACUGUUAAUAUAAGAGUCAGACUUUUCUCUAUGUCUUCUGCAGAAUUGCGCCCCCUAUCACAGUCACCUCAGCUAUCUGCAGUAUGUUCUGAUCAAAGUGACAGCAUGCUAAAAGUGGCUCCUGGGGGGGGGCGGGGGGGUGGGGAGUCUCUGGCAGUCUAAAUCGGUUUAUGUGACCCGUGUUUAGUACAUGUGUGGGUGUCGAAUCAGCUGACACCAUCAAAACGGUGGACUGUUUCCUCUUUGGUCGCUGGGUCACGGUCUGAUCAGUGCUGUUGUCAUGAGCCACAGACCUGUACACACACACACACACACACACACAUAUAUAUACAUAUAUAUAUAUAAAUAUAUUGGCCCAUUCCAAUCUGGAUUAAUUUGAACGGAGUAAAUGCAGAGGUCAGAGGUCAGAUUUAAUGAAGAAAAUCUUUUCAAUCCAAACGCAAAGAAGAUUAGAGUCCAAUAUUUAUUUUUAUAUUUUUACGGAAUUGUUGCCAAUAUAAAGAGGUUAUAGUUGAAAACAUGUUUGAAUCUGUGUGUGUUGUUGUUUCAUUUCUAUGGUAACUGUUAUGAAUGUGUGUCCAUGACACAACAUGCUGUGCUGUACAGUCUUCAGUCAUUAGUUUACACUAGCAGUGGUUCCCAAAG
Messenger RNA from Cynoglossus semilaevis (tongue sole), 5106 nucleotides. It is a transcript of the gene adrb2a, whose product is annotated as adrenoceptor beta 2, surface a. Gene Ontology annotation, cellular component: plasma membrane. The transcript is spliced from 2 exons. The record is from RefSeq and is a predicted model, not a curated record. Gene Ontology annotation, biological process: adenylate cyclase-activating adrenergic receptor signaling pathway; positive regulation of MAPK cascade; norepinephrine-epinephrine-mediated vasodilation involved in regulation of systemic arterial blood pressure. NCBI's taxonomy places the organism in Eukaryota, Metazoa, Chordata, Actinopteri, Pleuronectiformes, Cynoglossidae. Gene Ontology annotation, molecular function: norepinephrine binding; beta2-adrenergic receptor activity. The coding region runs from base 2015 to 3259 and encodes 414 amino acids.